CUUCCAGUUGAUAGUCGAGCAGCUCCACAACGAACUGUGGUGAAGUUUCUACCGGGCCGUAACGCCGUCUUUCCCCGGCCGUCCUCCGGUGAUCCUCCGCGAUGUUCGGCUGUCUGGUCGCCGGCCGGUUGGUGCAGACGGACGCGGCGCAGGUCGCCUCCGACAAGUUCGUGUUCGACCUGCCGGACUACGAGCACGUGAACCACGUGGCAGUCUUCAUGCUGGGCACGGUCCCGUUCCCCGCCGGCUCGGGCGGUGCCGUCUACUUCUCGGUCCCGGACCCGAAGUGCGGGGGGCCGGUGUGGCAGCUGCUCGGCUUCAUCACCAACGAGAAGCCGAGCGCCAUCUUCCGGAUCUCCGGGCUGAAGGCCGGGGAGGUGGGGGGAGCGCACCCCUUCGGCUCCUCCUCCUCCUCCGUGGCUCAGGUCGGGGUCUCGGUGGAGGCUCUGGACCAGCUGGCCCAGCAGACCCCGGAGUCCGGGUCUGCGGCGCCCACCGGGGACUCGUUCCUGCACUUCGCGCAGAAGACGCUGGACAGCUUGUACAACUUCGCCGCGUCGUUCGCCGUGACGCAGGCGCAGAUGACGCCGAACCCGUCCGAGACCUUCAUCCCGUCCAGCUGCGUCCUCAGUUGGUACCAGAACUUCCAGAGGAGGAUGAGCCAGAACCCGAACUUCUGGAAGACCUGAGCCUCCAGACAGUGUGUCCUUCCCACGGGGUCAUUGAACGCAGCAUUUAUAAUAAACACAAACAAUAACUACCAUUUUUUAAGAUGAAAAGCAUCAAAUUAAAACCUGUUUUCUGUGUGGCUUUAUUUCAAUAAAUGCAAAAAGAGUAUUUAGAAAUAAAAUAAACUUUUUCUUUUUAAGAGCA
Messenger RNA from Cyclopterus lumpus (lumpfish), 873 nucleotides. RefSeq names its product heat shock protein nuclear import factor hikeshi (gene hikeshi). The record is from RefSeq and is a predicted model, not a curated record. The coding region runs from base 102 to 689 and encodes 195 amino acids. Lineage: Eukaryota; Metazoa; Chordata; Actinopteri; Perciformes; Cyclopteridae. The transcript has a single exon. Gene Ontology annotation, cellular component: nucleus; cytosol. Gene Ontology annotation, molecular function: Hsp70 protein binding; nuclear import signal receptor activity. Gene Ontology annotation, biological process: protein import into nucleus.